Messenger RNA from Apis mellifera (honey bee), 4364 nucleotides. RefSeq lists its product as uncharacterized. The record is from RefSeq and is a predicted model, not a curated record. NCBI's taxonomy places the organism in Eukaryota, Metazoa, Arthropoda, Insecta, Hymenoptera, Apidae. The transcript is spliced from 2 exons. Bases 1448 to 2335 code for a protein of 295 amino acids.
CGAAGCGCUCGGAGGUGGGUUUUAAAGGGUGGGAAGGAUACAAUAUUUCAGAACGGCGACAAGGAGCAAGGCUGCUUGCCACUGGCAAAUUAAUUAAAUUCCUAGAGGCUGGUCGGAAAGGGCAAGUUGGUCGACCAAGCCGGGCAAGACUCCUGUGCUCAGCUCGUGGGAAUAUUGUAAUUAAGAUAUGCACUCUCCACCCUCCAUUUUAACCCCCGUUCUCCAAUCCCGGCCAGCCCUCGUUCCCGCGCCGUGGUGGAUGAUUUACGCUUCGAAGGACGCGGUAUUGUCUGUUUCGACCGUUUCUAAAUUGCAUCCUAUUAUGGUGCUUGGGCUCCGAGGUUGACGCGCCACCGAGCUUCCACCAUCCUCUGAGCGAGGACCGCUUCAAAUUACUCCACUCUGAUUGACGCUUAACGCUUCUGUUUAUUCUACGUGUAUGGAAAUAGGAAUAACCGUGCAAUAAAUAGGGGAGGGAUAAAGGGAAGGAAACUAGGGAAACACGGUGGUGAAAUUGAUGUCGAUGAGAUUUAUCGGAUUUAUAGUCGAAUUAUGAUAUGAUUGGAAUAUUGUCCAUGCGAGUUCGUCAAACGGAAUAGAAUCGAUAAAAGAAACGGGGUGUAAAAGUCAAAUUUCAAUGUCUUUAUACAGUUUAUGAAAUCGCAAUAUUCGACUGUUUUUCACGGGAACGAAGGGGAAUGUUUUUUCAAAGUUCCCAAGCCCACAAAGCAAUAUUAAAACGUGGCAUAGAUUAGCAUAGAAUGUACAAGUACAUUCUACGCGAGAAGGGGAGGGAAAAAAAAAAAAAAUUCUCUCUUCCCUUGCGUAUGGAAAUGCAAUGAAAUUUUUCCUCGUGAAUCACCGAUAUAUCCAUCCGUGAUCACCGUUUUUCAAUAUUAUCAGAACAUCGUUGCUAUUUAUUCUGUAUUUUCAUCAAAAUUAAUACCGUCCACCGUUCUUCCCUCGUAUUUCUCGCGUUGUAAUAUAUUCCCUUUUUUUCUUCUUGCUCCUCCCUUUCCAAACGUUCAUUUGGUUAUCGAUUUAUUUUUUAAAACGUAAAACGAUACUCACCACCACAGAUAUAUAUAUAUAUGUAUAUAUAUAUACGUACCGUAUUAAAUUCACAAACGUCAACGAAACGUCCAGAGAGGUUACAAAAUUCUUCGUUCUCGAUUCGAACGGAUUUCCAUAAACAAAUGACGGUUUUUUCUCGUCUCGUAUCGCGUUGUAAAAAUCGAUCUCGUAUCGCGUGGUGUCCGAUGGCACCAGGUGUUCCACGGAUUUUUGUAUAAUUAAUAGAAAAAAAAAAAAGGAAAAAAAAAGUGCACAACUAACAAUGAAUUCCAUCGACGUUGAAAGCUGUGAAGCGAUGAAGACGUGCCGGUUUGAGAAACCGGUCGAGAUCUUAGGAUUUUCAUAGAGAAACGGAAGAUUUGUCAGCUUCAUCAUGGAAAGCAUCUGCGCCCUCCUUGCCACUGUAAUCCUCAUAUUUCCUCUCAUCAUUCAACUCCAAAUGUUAAUCGCAGAUCCAAAGAAGCUGUGCACGAUCUUCCACUACUACGCCACCACCACCACGUCCGAAGAGUCUGACAAGACCUCAUCCCUCAACAUGCUGCAACAGUAUCCCAAAGACCAAAGGACGGCAUUCAACGUUCCCAGCUCCAAUUCCAAGAUAUUGUUGACCAACCUGAGAACCGUUUCAUCCUCCCCGAAUCUGAUACAGAACGACGCUCUAACCUCGAUCCCUUUCGAGAUGAAGAACAGGGAUUCGAACGAAAGCGACAUCGCGGAACACUCGUCCACGUUCGUGAAAACCGGCCAAGUCUUGCCCAUAGUAGACAUCACGUGGAAUUACAACUCGUUCCGUUUCAAAACGUUCGAGGAAUGCCUGAGAAAUUGUUACGGUGACAAGUAUCCGCCCGGCGAGGUUGUGCUCAACUCGAUGCAGUUGAAUCUGUUGGACUCGUAUACGAACGUGACGUUGGGCAUGGCAGGCCUGUUCGAUUUCGCCAAGGAGGAGGGCGAGUCGUCCCAUUUGGAGGCCGUCGAGACGAAGCAAGAAAUCGAGUAUCUUGAUCCGUUGGAUCACUUUGUGACGAAACAGCACUGCAAACCGGCCACCAUAGAGAGAUUCACGAAAACGGAUCACGAGGAGGAUCGAGGGUGGGACAAUAUGGCGUCGUGGCACGACAUGGAGGAGGACUGUGAUAUCGAGGCUGUGAUCACAGGUCGGGAAAAGAAUCAGCCGAAUCGAAGAUCCUUCAGGAAGAUCGAGGCUCCUCGCAAAUGCUAUUUGUCCUCGUCUCGGCGUGUUUGCAGGACGAAUGAUUCUUGAUCGGAGGGGGGAGGGAGGGGGGGAGAGGGAGAGGGAGAGGGAGAGGGUGAGGGAAGAAAGCCGGGGAACAUGGCGGGGAACACGGCUGCUACGGAGGAUCGAUUAGGGCAACUGGGCUGAUUGGGGUGGAAGGUGGUUGGACGUAAUAUUUGUCGUGAAAUUACGAUCUCUUCUUUUUUGAUUUUAGCGAACGAAGAAGAAUUUUCCUUGCGUUUUCUUUUUAUAUUAUAUAAUAUAUAUAUAUAUAUAUAUAUUUUAUUUUCGCGUCGAUUGCUAAAAAGGGGUGAUCUCGAGAAACUUGAGAGGUACCUCGAGAGGUAUAUACGAUUUAUUGUGUGGAAUAUAUAAUUGACGUUUUUAUAUAGCGUGAUUAAUAUUCGUGUAAAGUUACUUUUUAAUUCGUUAAUUUUAAUUCGUUACUUGCUCUUUUUUUGAGGGAUAUUUUAGUCUUUUAGGAAACGGUGAAUUUGAAAUUUGGAAUAAAUUUUUGGUCAUGCCAAAAUGUGAUUAAGUCGUGAUCGAUUUUGCAAAAUUGAUAUUGAUUUUUCUGUUUUUUUUUUUUUUUUUCCCCUUAAUCCUCAUAUGUAUUUAUAUCGUAUCUUUUAUCGAGCAUGUCGCUAUAACUAUAUGAACCUAUUCAUGAUUGAUAUGAUUUAUCAUGGUAAAAAUAAAAAGAAAAAAAAAAUAUUGUUUUCCUAAAAAUUAAAAAUAAAAUAACACAUUUAAUAUCCAGCCAAGGCUUAACAUUAUUACCACGUUUUGACUUGCGUUUGAUCGCAUUUGAUCUCGUUCAAUUUCACGUUCAAUUUCUUCACACACGCGAAGACGAAGGAGCAAUUAUCCGAUAUUUCAUUCCUCCCGCUUUUAAAUACGGAACUCGUGGAGUUAAACGCGGAAUCGAAAUCCGAAUUGCACCCCCGCUCGUGACCCAAUAAUAUUAUUUGAAGGUUAAUUACACGUUGCCACGAAUCUACCGUGAUUAAAUUACACGCGGUAUCGGGAUUCGGUAUCGUUUCGUGGUGGAAGGCGAGAUUUGUCCGUAGGCGGGAUCAACGUCGAACGUGACAAUGACAUUAGCAUUCACUAAUGACAGGUACACAAGAGCCACGUGUGCAUUUCGGUUGCGGAACGGGGAAGGGGGAGAGAGAGAGAGAGGUUUCGUCGAACGUGGUUUUGAAUAGAAAUCGGUAAUGGAUAGGAAGGGAUUGGAUUGGAAGGGAAUUCCCGCAGGAUAUUCCUCUCUAGGAAUUGCGUCUAUUUAUUGAUCGACCGUUGCAUUCGAAUAUUCAAACGAACCUUGGCCUCCAUCCACUUUUGCCUCCGCCUCCACCUUCCCAUUCUGUCUCUCGCCUCUACGCCUGUCCUUGAACGCGAUUGUCUAUCGCGUUCGAUAUAAUAACCGAUAAUUUCGAUGAUUUCGAUAAUAUCGAAAGGGGAGAUAGGUGUAUCAAUUACACUACUGUACUGUCUCUAUUGUUCCAGAAAUUAAUCCAGCCAGGAUUAAUUGUAAUGAUAUCCGAGGACGUGUUUCGUUCGGGGCGGAAGGGAAAUACUUUAUUCGAAUAAAAGGAUUUAUUUGAAAAUAUUGUUGAACGGGUUUAAUGCUUCUCGAGUUCUCAAGUUUACUUAAAAGUUUAAUUGUUCGUCUUGAUCAAAAUUUAAAGUUUGAUUCAAGAAAACACAAGUUUUCUCUUAGCCCAGGCACUUUUGAAGCCAUUAGCCACCGCGUUCGUUUAAGGGCCGUGAAAGAAAAUUUGUUUCAAUUUUUAAAUUGUUAUAUUGGAUUCUCAAUGUUUCUUUCUAUAUUUUAAAAACACGACAUUUUUCUAUAUAUUUUAAAUUUAAAAAAAAAAAAAUUUGAAUGGAAUCGAAGAAUUAACGAAUCGAUACAUUCUCCACGAUCAAUUAUCAAGAAAUUAUUCUUCGAUCAUUCUUCAACUUUGGAGUUUCGCCAUUUCAAAAAUCUCUUCAAUUUUGUUUCAAUUUUUAAAUUAUUAUAUUGGAUCCUGUAACCUUUCUUUCUACAUUU